This is a messenger RNA of Chenopodium quinoa (quinoa), 489 nucleotides long. RefSeq lists its product as uncharacterized. Bases 29 to 445 code for a protein of 138 amino acids. The transcript has 2 exons. NCBI's taxonomy places the organism in Eukaryota, Viridiplantae, Streptophyta, Magnoliopsida, Caryophyllales, Amaranthaceae. The record is from RefSeq and is a predicted model, not a curated record.
UGCAUUGCAAAAGCAAUACCACCAUCAUAUGGGAGCAAUGACGUAUGAUGAAUGGAGGGAUACGUGGGUGAGUGAAGGAGUAUACCCCACUGCGCUUCUAGGGUCCUCCACAGCGCUGUCUGACUCCACGACCAGUACUUUGGUGAGUCGUGCUGGGGAUUUCUUUUGCUCUAUGCAUUCGCGGGACAAGAAGACCGGAAAAUGGUCCAUCAAGGCUCUGGAAACCAAAGAAAUGACAGAUAAGCUACUUGAGUACACUGGAGAGCUUGUUGAAGGAAAGCUCGUCCCGACGGUAGAGAAGGACCCCUUCACCUUGGCUAUGGGAAAGCCCUACCAUCCGGGACGGGUAUUAGGUGCUGGGGGGAGCUUGCUAGGAUGGGAGAAGGUAAUGGGUCCCGAAUAUACCAAAUCUGGAAGAUCCCGAGAAAGUGUGAACUCACCAUAGAACUUCGAUGCCACAGUGGCAUCAAUUAAAGAGCAAGUGCGCAA